GACUUCGGUGGCGAUAGAAGGGGACAGCAAAGAUAAAGUGGUGGUGACCGGGGAAGAUGUGGACGCGGUUUGCUUGGGCAGGAUGCUGAGGAAGAAGUUCCGGUGUGUGACGGUGCUGACGGUGGAAGAGGUGAAGCCCAAAAAGGAGGACGACAAGGACAAGGACAAAGGCAAGCCCAAAUGUUGUACAGUGUGUGUGGUGCCGCUUCCUCCCUGCGUGAGGUGCCGCAGCCCCAAGUGCGACGGUGGGUGCAAGCCGUGCUGCAAGUGCCAGAGCCCCAGGUGCGACGGUGGGUGCAAGCCGUGCUGCAAGUGCCAGAGCCCCAGGUGCGACGGUGGGUGCAAGCCCUGCUGCAAGUGCAACAGCCACAGGUGCGACGGUAAGUGCAAGCCGUGCUGCAAGUGCGAGAGCCACAAAUGCGGGGGUGAGUGCAAGCCGUGCCCGGGAUGCCGCAGCUACCGGUGCGGUGGUCAGUGCGUUUCGGUGAUCUGCUACGGUCACUGCCCUCCUUGGGUCUCAUGUCCCUCUUGCUGCGCUAAGCCUUUCUCUUCCCAUUGUUACAAUGUCGUUUAUGAUCCUCCACCGUCUGAUUCUUGCUCCAUCCAGUGACUCCACCGUUAAUCUUUUUUCAUUCCAAUUCUCACUCUUCCCACACAUUCAGAAACCACUUCUGUUCCUUUCACUUUCCUGUACUUGCAUGUAUGCUUCUUUCUGCCUCUACUGUUGUCGUUUUACUCAUUUUAAUUUCUGCUUCCUUCAAUAAAUUAAAGCAUUAUUCGUAUAGUUUGCGUAUUCGCCUGCUUCCGCAUCCACCA
Molecule: messenger RNA, 816 nt
Organism: Neltuma alba
Lineage: Eukaryota; Viridiplantae; Streptophyta; Magnoliopsida; Fabales; Fabaceae
Product: keratin-associated protein 5-5-like
Exons: 1
Coding region: 83-610 (175 amino acids)
Source: RefSeq, a predicted model, not a curated record